Messenger RNA from Siniperca chuatsi (mandarin fish), 1014 nucleotides. RefSeq names its product NADH:ubiquinone oxidoreductase complex assembly factor (gene ndufaf3). The coding region runs from base 70 to 627 and encodes 185 amino acids. The transcript is spliced from 5 exons. The record is from RefSeq and is a predicted model, not a curated record. Gene Ontology annotation, biological process: mitochondrial respiratory chain complex I assembly. NCBI's taxonomy places the organism in Eukaryota, Metazoa, Chordata, Actinopteri, Centrarchiformes, Sinipercidae. Gene Ontology annotation, cellular component: mitochondrial inner membrane.
AAACAAGCGGCUGGUGUUACACUGAAUCCUGUCCCCCCUGUCUGUCGCCGGCUGGUGUGCUCCAUUAACAUGGCCAGUGCGGUGUGUGCCAGAUUCCUCCUUCAGAGAUCAACACAGGGGUUUCUCUUCUCCUCCAGGGCAGUGCCCGCUUUCUCAAGCCCAUUUCUGUCUCGUGCACAUAGAUUGGGUCCCAGUGAUGAUGAAAUGUACCAGCGCACCACGGUGUCCGUCAUGCAGAAGGAGCCGGGCAGUGGGAUCAUGAUCCACACCUACAGUUCCCAAGGAUUCAACAUUGACGGCAACAAAGUGUUUGGUCCCUGUGCUGUGCUGCCUCCUGCUAUCCUCCAGUGGAAUGUUGGCAGUUAUAAAGACAUCACAGAAGAAAGUGUCUCACUUUUCCACAUGCUUGAACCAAGAAUAGAGAUUCUUGUGCUGGGCACGGGCGCACGGCUUGAACGAAUUAACCCCUCAGUUCUUGCUCUACUCAAGAGUAAAGGCAUCGCUGUGGAGGUGCAAGACACGCCAAAUGCAUGUGCAACCUUCAACUUCCUGACAAGUGAGAGAAGAGUGGCGGCCGCUGGUCUGAUCCCUCCUCCUAUCAGCACGGCACUGGAAGUGACACAAUAAUAAUAAGUGUUGUGAAGUCAACAGAGACUAGCACUGAUUUCUGCAGAUGGAGGUCAGAGGCUUAUGAAUGCUCUCAGGCCUGUUAUUCUACUUCUGCACAAAGCUUCCAAAGGAACAAACUCUGAAGAAACGAUCCCUGUAUUUGGUUACAACUGUUAUUUUUUGGUGUUAAAAGCAGACAGAGUUCUAACAAAUGCUUUGAAAUCUAGUGUGUAGAAGUGAGUGUGAGUGUGCUUGAGUGCAUAUAAAGGGUGCACAAGUGCUCAAGUGAGGACACCCAUGAUGGAGAAUUAGACUGUAAUAAAGUGUAACAGUAUUCUUGUGUAGAAAUACUGUGUUAUGUGUAUGAAAUAUAUAUUUAAAAGCUUUAUAUGCAACAAACAAUAA